ACUAUCUACUCACCAACACCCAUUCACCACAGGUGAAAUCUAAACACUCCUCUGUUGUUUCAUCUUCUUUCCAGGACGUUGGUUGAUAUGGCCAUGGCAAGGUCCCUUCUCGUCAUGGCAAUGCUUCUCCUCGCCAUCUUAUUGGUUGAAUCCAAGGUGUUGGCUCAAGGAAUGGAUCAAGUUGAGGGGGAGUACCACUUAGACAGAGCCGGUUAUGGACCGGGCAGUCUGAGGAUCAACCAAUGCCCAACACAAUGCUCGAGGCGAUGCCAAAAAACACAGUACAGGAAGCCGUGCCUGUUCUUCUGCAACAAGUGCUGCAGGAAGUGCCUGUGCGUGCCCCCGGGGUAUUAUGGGAACAAAGGUGUUUGCCCCUGCUACAACAACUGGAAGACUAAGGAAGGAGGACCAAAAUGCCCUUGAGAUAUCUGCAUUUUCCUACUUAUAAUCUUUGCAUUUUCUUUACAUGUUGCUGGCUUCUUACUACUAAGCCUUGUAUCGUUCGUGUUCUGUCGCUCCUUCGGGUCUAUUAGGUAUUACUCGAAUGGGAGUGUGUCAUUUUCUUGAUGUCAAAUCUCCUUUGACUAUAAUAACCUUGCUAUGCAUUACUAUAUCUCUGUAUCCGUAUCAUUAUCCUUUUCUUA
Magnolia sinica is the source of this 644-nucleotide messenger RNA. Its product is annotated as gibberellin-regulated protein 4-like. The record is from RefSeq and is a predicted model, not a curated record. The transcript has 4 exons. Bases 88 to 423 code for a protein of 111 amino acids. NCBI's taxonomy places the organism in Eukaryota, Viridiplantae, Streptophyta, Magnoliopsida, Magnoliales, Magnoliaceae.